AUGAAAGCAAGGUGCACAUGGGAAACGAUAAAGACUAAAGAGGUAUCAGACAAAAGCAAGGCACAAACCAGACAUAUGUAUGGUCUCAUCACUCAACAAUUCAAACAAGAGAUGAGAGAUCAACAAAACGCUCUUCAGCUUGGCAUAUUAGCUUCUCACAGACACCAUAAAAACAAUGCGCUCUUCAUUUCUAACACUGGUGGAGAAGAAUCAUUAGUUGUGGAAAAUCAUGAUUCUGAACAACUCAACUUCAAGCAUGCAUAUGUUCUUGAUUUGAUAGCAUCUCUGGCUUUAAUGACAAAGUUAUUUAGUAACACUUGA
Sphenostylis stenocarpa is the source of this 321-nucleotide messenger RNA. Lineage: Eukaryota; Viridiplantae; Streptophyta; Magnoliopsida; Fabales; Fabaceae. The record is from the annotation of a GenBank genome assembly.